AUGGUCAGCUCACCCUUAAAACAAAGGCCCUUUUCGCAGGAGAAUGAUGAAAAACGCUAUCCAGCUGCGAGGAUGGAAGCUAAAGCAGGAGCCACAGGAGAAGCUCAAGCAGAAAUCCAGACAGAAGUCCCGGCAGAAGCCAUGCCGUCACACCUUAAUGAUACGCCUGGCCAUGGCGAAGUGGAAGGCCACCUCAAGCUGGUCGAGCCUAGCCAACCUAAGGACAAGGCAUCGGCCAGCCCUCUGGUUGAGCAAAUGAAGACCACGCCCCUGUUUUCCUCUAAGGUUAAGGGCACUGCAUUGAGCGUUGGAGCCUAUCCAAUCCUCCCAGGCGCGCGAACGGAAUCACUGUUCCCCCAGUACGGCUUGAUUGGGCUACGGCUUGCCAGCUAUACGCCCGGAAACGAAGGAGAGAGUUUCCAUGUAGGCGAAGUAAGCCAGAACUUGAUCUACACCAAUAUUAAUGCCCCGUGGUCAACCUUCAUCUGCGGUAGCCAGGGCAGUGGUAAAAGCCAUACACUUGCAUGUAUGCUGGAGAACUCGCUGCUGGUGCCAUCGAAGACGGGCAAGGUAUCGUCCCAGCUCACGGGAUUGGUGCUUCAUUAUGACAAAUUUACAGGGAUGGAAACCGGCCAGCUUUGCGAGGCAGCAUAUCUAUGUUCCGCGGGUAUCCCGGUCAGAGUGCUAGUUUCACCCAGCAACCUCGAACACAUGAGCCAGUUGUACACAAACCUGCCCGGACUGCCAGACGACUGCCCCAAACCAAAGGUGGAGCCACUGUUGUUCAAAGAAGACCACCUCAGCAUUGGGAUGAUGAAGUCGUUGAUGGCAAUUGGCGACGGGGAGGGCACACCAUUGUACAUGGAGAUGGUGACCAAAGUGCUUAGAGACAUGGCCAAGGAGUCAGCGGGCCGAAGAGGAAUUGAUUUCCAGGAUUUUGAGGUUAGAAUCAAGGAGAAGACAACGUUGAAAGGUCAAUCUGCUCCGUUGAACAUGCGUCUCGACCUGCUCCGGUCUUUCUUAGCAGUCCGCGAGAUCCGGAAACCCAAAGUUGCCAGGUCUGCCGCAAAGGAAGGAGAUGAUGUAUGGAACUUUGAAAAAGGCAGCCUCACCAUCAUCGACUUGAGUUGUCCGUUCGUGGAUGAGAACGACGCCUGCGCGUUAUUCAACAUCUGCAUAGGCGUGUUCCUCGAGGGUCGCGGCAGAGGAGGCCGCAUCAUCGCGCUCGAUGAGGCCCACAAGUACCUGACAACCAAAAGCCGCGAGGCAGUAAGCUUGACGGAAACCAUGUUGUCCCUGAUCCGCCAGCAGCGCCAUCUUGCUACAAGGGUUAUCAUCGCGACCCAGGAGCCGACAUUGUCCCCGAACCUGCUGGACCUGUGCAAUCUCACUGUUGUGCAUAGAUUCAGCUCUCCUGCCUGGUUCCAGGCUUUGGAGGGACACUUAGCAGGCGCCGUGAUGGACGUCACCGCUUCUCACCGCUCCAAGUACAGCACCGACAGCCUCUUCUCCCGGAUUGUUGGCCUCAAGACAGGUGAAGCCUUGGUAUUCUGCCCCAGCGCAAUCUUGGACGUGAACCACGCAGAUAACGAAGACCCAUGCGCUCGUCGAAGCACUGAAUCGGUUAUGACGGAACUUGGCUCGUCUUAUUUCAAAAUGAAAGUGCGCAAACGGGUCACGGCAGACGGUGGCCGCAGCAUUCUCGCUCAGUGA
Messenger RNA from Microsporum canis CBS 113480, 1713 nucleotides. RefSeq lists its product as hypothetical. The record is from RefSeq and is a predicted model, not a curated record. Lineage: Eukaryota; Fungi; Ascomycota; Eurotiomycetes; Onygenales; Arthrodermataceae. The coding region runs from base 1 to 1713 and encodes 570 amino acids. The transcript is spliced from 5 exons.